CCCCCGCCCCCGCCCCCUCUUCCGCGCGGACCCUGCCCGUCCCGGCUCUGUCACCUCACAGUAGUCGUUGCCGGUGGCGGGCGUGGGGGCGCGUGUAGCGCAGGGCCGCCUUUCCCUCGCCCCUCAGGCCGGGCCUGGGCUCGGUCCCCCCCCGCUCCCUCCGCUCCCCACCCCCGUCGGGUACGGGAAGGUCCAAGCCGCUGCCGGGUGCUUGAGGGACUUCGUGGCAGCCGCCGCCACGGGUCCCGAUGGAGCCGCCGAAUCUCUAUCCGGUGAAGCUCUACGUAUACGACCUGUCCAAGGGCCUGGCCCGGCGGCUCAGCCCCAUCAUGCUGGGGAAACAACUGGAAGGCAUCUGGCACACCUCCAUAGUUGUGCACAAGGAUGAGUUCUACUUCGGCGUUGGUGGUAUCUCCAGCUGUCCCCCAGGAGGGACAUUGCUUGGGCCCCCAGACUCUGUGGUUGAUGUGGGGAGCACGGAAGUCACAGAAGAACUCUUUCAGGAGUACCUCUCCUCCCUGAGGGAGUCUCUGUUCCGGAGAGAGUCCUACAAUGUCUUUGAAAACAACUGUAACACCUUCACCAACGAAGUGGUGCAGUUCCUGACUGGGCGGAAGAUCCCUUCUUACAUCACCGACCUUCCCUCUGAAAUUCUAUCCACGCCCUUCGGACAGGCCCUACGGACCUUCCUGGACCCCAGGAUUCAGCCUCCUGAAGGGAGCCCCGUGGGCCCACCCAACGGCCAAAGCUAACAGGACUGCAUGGGACCGCCCUGCCUCACAGGGGCUUUUCCUUUUUAAACAAAACAAACCCUACCAGAUUUCUAUUUUAUAAUUUUACAUCAGAGCUAACAACCGGGGACGGCUUUUUAAAUUUCCCAGGGAAGGAUGUCAUCAGGCUGCAUGUAGGACAAUGCUGCUAAGAAACAGAACAAAAUGCCAUCCCUUCUAAUAGUAUUAUACUAAUUUAUUAAGGCUGUCUUGUCUGUGAGUUCACUUCUGACGCUGCUUCCUGAGCGUCCUCCGCACUGGAGAAAGGGAGGGGGUUUGUUUAAGCAGAAGGCAGGAGGCACAGUUUGGGGGAGCCCCGACCUAGCACCUCUUUCCACAGACCGCCCAUGCUCUACCCAGGUUGUCAUCACCUGGGAGACCCAGGUGAGUUUUACGACAUCCGUGAAGCACCAGUUGCGACAUCCCAGAAGCAGUGACUCUGGUUUUUAAAUGAACCAAAGGACUUGGUGCACCUGAGACCAGUUUCAGGAAGACUGACCCAACCCAAGUGAACUCUGUAGGCACAACCUCUCUUACCGUCCCUCCCUACCCCAAGCAAGGCCACAGGGCCAGGCCUGGAGCGACCAGAAGCCUCAGGAUCGAGGGAGAGUGACAGCAAGUGUCAGGCCAGAGAGUACAGGAUAAAGCCAUUCUUCCUCCCACCUACCGAUUGCCAAUCCUCUGACAUCAAUUUUGGAGAACCUGCCUAGCUGCCCGCGGGCUGCUCUUCCUCGGCGUAGCUGGCCUGUCACGGUGGAGGUUUGGGCUGGAGCGCCAGAGACCCAGGCCUUUUGUCUACCAGUAAUAAUGUAGGUUAUUUGCAGUCACCGUACCCGCCCCCAGCGCCCAAACUAGUAUGCAGUGUUCGGCUGGGGACCAAGGGGGAAGAAUCCCAGCUCUAGGAAACUAUCCCUGAU
Lutra lutra (Eurasian river otter) is the source of this 1687-nucleotide messenger RNA. It is a transcript of the gene DESI1, whose product is annotated as desumoylating isopeptidase 1. Gene Ontology annotation, molecular function: peptidase activity. The transcript is spliced from 6 exons. Gene Ontology annotation, biological process: protein modification by small protein removal. The record is from RefSeq and is a predicted model, not a curated record. Lineage: Eukaryota; Metazoa; Chordata; Mammalia; Carnivora; Mustelidae. The coding region runs from base 249 to 752 and encodes 167 amino acids.